This is a messenger RNA of Megachile rotundata (alfalfa leafcutting bee), 1218 nucleotides long. RefSeq names its product serine hydrolase-like protein. Lineage: Eukaryota; Metazoa; Arthropoda; Insecta; Hymenoptera; Megachilidae. The record is from RefSeq and is a predicted model, not a curated record. Gene Ontology annotation, cellular component: membrane.
AAUUUGAAUUACAAAAAAUAUUUAAUAAUGCAAUUAUCAUAUUUAAUUUAUACAUGUUCUUUAUAAUGUUAUGACUUGCAAAAAGAUUCUUAUCACAGUUUGGAUUUGUCACUUCCUUGUUCAAGAGCUUUUGGAUUUUAUUUUUACAGAAUUAGAAACUGAUAGCAUAAUUUGACAAGUGUGUAUAUGAAUCAGAGUAUAUAAAUAUGAAUCCAGCGCAGAGAGAAUCAACAGAAGUAAAGUUUAAUGUUCCAUGGGGUCAUAUCGCAGCAAAGAUAUAUGGAUCUGCAUCAGAAUCAAAAAUUUUAAUGGUACAUGGUAUUUUAGACAAUGCUGGCACAUUUGACAGGUUAUUAGAACUACUUCCUCGCAAAUAUCAAUAUGUGUGUAUAGACUUGCCAGGACAUGGAUUAUCAUCUCCAUUUGCUCCUGGAGUAGCGUUACAUUUUUUUGAUUAUGUACAUUCAAUAACAUAUGUUUUGGAUGCCUUAAAUUGGAAAACCUGUAUAUACAUAGGACACAGUUUUGGAGCUCAUAUAGGAACAUAUUUUAGUAUUUUAUAUCCUGGAAGGCUAGAAAAAGUUAUAGCACUUGAUGGGACUUCACCUAUUCCUAUUAAAGACCCUGUUUCUCAUGUUCAGAGAAUGUACAACUUCAAUUCUUAUGCUAAAGACACAGGAACACUUUAUACAAAAGAUGAAAUAUUGUAUGCUCUGAAGUUUAGAAGACAAGAGACAUUAAAAACAGAAGCUGCAGAAGCAUUAUUUAAGCGCGCAGUUACAAAGGUCAAUGAUCUAUAUAAAUAUAAUCGUGAUGUUAGAUUAAGACAUUUUGUAAGACCAAUUUUUACAUUUGACCAGCAUAAAGAAUUUCUUAUUAAAUUAUCAACUCCACUAUUAUUAAUUAUGGCUGACAAUUCUCAUCAAUCAAUGGCAACAUUUAAAUUGGUUGAGCAAUUUGAAAAGAUUUGUGAUGAAAAUCAAUUUACUGUGGUUGUAGUAAAAGGAAAUCAUGAUGUACAUAAUAAUUAUCCUGAGAGGGUAGCACCACAUAUAUGUAAAUUUUUAAGUAAUCAAUUGAAGAGUAAAUUAUAAAAUUUUAUUUUUAGAAAAUUUUUUUAAUAUAAUGCCAAAACAUUAAUGUAUUAUGGUAAUUGAUAAAUGUGCAUUUAUAAUGUAAUAAUAAUUGGUGAUUAAUACUAUUAUAAUAAUAAAAGAC